This is a messenger RNA of Anolis carolinensis (green anole), 7362 nucleotides long. Its product is annotated as lysophosphatidic acid receptor 6. The transcript has 2 exons. Gene Ontology annotation, cellular component: membrane. The coding region runs from base 2826 to 3827 and encodes 333 amino acids. NCBI's taxonomy places the organism in Eukaryota, Metazoa, Chordata, Lepidosauria, Squamata, Anolidae. The record is from RefSeq and is a predicted model, not a curated record. Gene Ontology annotation, biological process: G protein-coupled receptor signaling pathway. Gene Ontology annotation, molecular function: oxysterol binding; G protein-coupled receptor activity.
AACGUUGGAUAAGCGAAUAUGUUGGAUAAUAAGGAGGGAUUAAGGAAAAGCCUAUUACACAUCAAAUUAGGUUAUGCUUUUACAAAUUAAGCACCAAAACAUCAUGAUAUACCACAAAUUUGACAGAAAAAGUAGUUCAAUACACAAUAAUGCUAUGUAGAAAUUACUGUAUUUACGAACUUGGCACCAAAAUAUCACGAUGUAUUGAAAACAUUGACUACAAAAAAGCGUUGGAUAAUCCAGAACACUGGAUAAGCGAGUGUUGGAUAAGUGAGACUCUACUGUACCUCAAUAAACCCACUUGAUAUCGCUCCUUAAAUCACGACUAUUGAUCUUUUUUAUUUCUUUGAUUGUUUUGAUUUCUCUGUAUCUAUCAGAAUAUUGAGGACGCUAUUGUAUCCCAUUAUCCCAACAUCCAAAAUACUCCAAAAAUCCAACUUUUUCCAAAUGUCUGUCUGAGAUAUUGAGCCCCUUGCUUUCAGACAGUUCAGCGGACACAACCUUUGUGCCUUGUCCCAAAUUGUUAGAUAUAGAAUUACACAUAUGCUUCAGAUCUAAAGGAGAACUGGUUAAAAUUAAUACAUAGGUGGUAUCUAACACCGAAAAAACUGGGCCUAAUGUACAAAAAUAACAAUAACAGAUGCUGGAAGUGUAAGGAUCAAGUGGGCUCCUACUUUCACAUGUGGUGGAGCUGUAAAAAAAUUGAAAAGUGCUGGAAAAUGAUAAUAAGAUUCUUAAAUUAAAUAUGAUUCUGAAACCGGAACUUCUCCUGUUAGGGUUGUACGAUUAUGAAGUUAAAAUUGAGAUAAAUAAAGAUAAACUUUUCACCUAUUUUAUAACGGCUGCUAGGAUGCUUUUGGCGAAAUAUUGGAAAUCAGAAGAAACCCCCACUAAAGAUCAAUGGAUAAAUAAAAUCAUUGAAAUAAGAGAUAUGGACAAUUUAACCUUUUGGUUAAAGGACAAUUCCGGCAAGGCCAAUAAAAUAAAAUAAAAACUGGACUGAUUUUGAAGAUUAUCUAAAAAAAAGAAUAUGAAUGAAGAUAGAAGAAACCACAUUGGAAGAGAAGAACGGAAGCCACCCUACCCCCAAUCCCCAGAGCAUAGGUAACUUUCCCCUGGCUAAAUAGCCAGUACUCCCGAUCCUUUCGCCUCAAUCCAUAUCCACCCUUCCCCCUUUAUCCUUAUCCCAUUUCUUUUUCCUUACCACUCCAUCUUCCUCCACACCCAACCUUCCCUCAUUAACUUUUCCUUUAGUUUACAGCCCCCAUAUCACUUUCAGGUAUUAACAAAGUUUCAAUAAAAACUAUUAAAAAAAAAAGAAUUACCUUCUGGCUAUCUAUAUAUAUAAAAGAGUGAUGGAAUCCCGGCGACCAACAAAACAACAAAACUAAACACCCCACAACCUUGAAAAUUGACAGCACGACCCCUCAUCCACGCCUCUAGGUUGAUACAACAAAAAGAAAAGAAAAAUAAAGUCCUAAUUAGAGGGAGAGGAAUAAUUGUUUUUAUCCAAUUGCUGCCAGUUAGAAGGUUAAGCUCCACCCACUUGGUCUCCUAGCAACCCACUCAGCCCAGGGGACAGGCAGAGUUAGGUCUCACUUAGGCCGCUUCCACACUGCCUAUAAAAUACAGAUUAUCAGAUUUGAACUGGAUCACAUGGCAGUGUAGAUUCAAGGCCUUUCCACACAGCUAUAUAACCCAUUUAGAAUCUCAUCCGCUUUAUGAGCACCAACCCCCAAAGUCAGACACGACUGAACUUAAUGUCAGGAGAAAACCUUUAUUUAUUUAUUACAAUAUUUAUAUCCCGCCCUUCUCACCCAACAGGGGACUCAGGGCGGCUUACAAUAAAACACACAUAUACAAACUGUACAAUACACUAUAAAUCAGUUAAAAAAUUAACUUACAUAAGACAUUCAUAAAACGCAUUAUAAAAUACAGAUAGGCGUGUUCAAGUUUUCCCCUGACGUUAAGUCCAGUCGUGACCGACUCUGGGGGUUGGUGCCCAUCUCCAUUUCUAAGCCGAAGAGCCGGCGUUGUCCAUAGACACCUCCAAGGUCAUGUGGCCACUGGCAUGACUGCAUGGAACGCCGUUACCUUCCAACCAGAGCAGUACCUAUUACUCUACUCACACUCUGAGGGUUGGUGCCCAUCUCCAUUUCUAAGCCGAAGAGCCGGCGUUGUCCAUAGACACCUCCAAGGUCAUGUGGCCACUGGCAUGACUGCAUGGAGUGCCCUUUACCUUAACUACCACCAAUUCCUCAAUACUUUAUUUCCCAUACCACCAUACUUCGCCACAGCAUCGCGUGGCCGGGCACAGCUAGUGUGUAUAUGAAACAUAAAUAAUUUUCAGUGUUUAAACUUGGGUCCCGUCUCCAAGAGAUCUCGUUACGUAUAUCCAAAUAUUACAAAAUCUGAAAAAUCCAUAAUAUUAUAUAUUGGCAGGUUCUCUUCUUCUUGGCAAGAAGAGAAUAUUAUCUCUCUCAGAUCAACAGACUUGGUUGCUCUUUCUAUCUAACUGGCAACCUCAGCUCUUUGCUUUUUGCUUCCUGUGGCUUCUUGCAACGAAGCAAAAGAGUAGGCGGCCCCUUCGCUUUGCAAAAAGACUCACAGAAACGGCAACUCAGAGCAUCCAAAAGUUCAAAAAGAGGCAUCAAGGUGCUGCAACCUGGAGACAACCAUUGUUAGUAGACAAACAUAAGAAGACCAGCAAAUAGGACAGUAAAACUAUUUCUGGAUGCCAAGGCUUAAGCACCGAAGUUGACUUCUUCUUUGAAGGCAACAUGCACAGAAGCAUCUGAUCUCCAGAAGAAACAAAAAAAAGGAAAAUGGAUAACGCGACUUGGCCUGCCAACGCGAGCUCGAAGUGCAAGCUCCAAGCAGACUUCCAGUAUUCCCUCUUCACCGUCAUCUACAGCGCCGUCUUUGUUCUGGGCCUCCUCGAAAACGGAGCCGCGUUGUACCUGCUGACCUACAACGUUCUCAAGACCCCUCGCUCCUCCGUCUUCCUGGUGAACUUGGCCGUGGUGGACACCCUCUUUGCCUGCAUCUUGCCCUUCAGGAUCCACUACCAUUUCAACCACAACGACUGGGUCUUUGGGGACGUGGCUUGCCGGAUCACAGGAUGCAUGUACUUCCUCAACAUCUACCUCAGCAUCGCCUUCUUCACUUGCAUCUGCGUGGACCGCUACGUGGCCGUCUUGUACCCCUUCGCUUACAUCCGGAUCAAGAGUCCCCACUACCGGAUGGUGGCCGUGGUCCUCUGGGUGGCUGCUUUGAGCGUCGCCAGCCCGCUGGUCCUCGGGGGACCGCUCCACUCCACCAAGAACGAGGUCACCUUAUGCUUUGAGAACUUCGCGACGGCCAGCUGGACGGGUCGCAUGAUGCCCUACAACGUCUGCGCCCUGGUCUUUGGCUUUGUUGUCCCUUUUGCCAUCAUUUUAGUCAGCUACCCGUUGAUCGCCCACCGGAUCGCCCACAUCCCCCGCAGCGCCCACAAGAGGAAGGCCUUGGGCACCAUCUACCUCAUCCUCGUGAUCUGCGUCACCUGCUUCCUUCCCUACCACCUCACCCACUUGCUGCACUUCCUCAUGCGAGCCGGGGUGAUCCAGGACUGCGCCUUCGCCGAGUUCAUUUACAAGAUGCGCCGAGUGACGUUGGCACUGGUCAGCGUCAACUGCUGCCUGAACCCCGUUUUGUACUACUUCACGUCGGCUGCCCUAAAGUGGCGCUGGCCUAUUUGUUUCCGCAAGAGGAAGACCCUGGUCUAUACUAUCUGCGGUGGUCAAGUUGGUGAGUGUACUGCCGAACUGAGAAGAAUAACCACAUAAUAGAUCUAAGAUAAUAGAUCUAAGAGAUGCAUACUUUCAUAUAGUCAUAGAUUUGGAAGAGAGCCAUCCAGUCCAACACCCUUAUUAUUAUACCGAGCAAGAACACACCAUCAAAGCCCUCCCGACAGAUGGCCAACCAGCCAUAGAGGAGAUAUAGAUAGAUAGAUAUAAGACACCAUCAAAGCUGGGUGGCCAUCUGUCGGGCAGAUUUAGUGAGGCUCAUCCAGACUUUGGUUGGAGCUUAGUUUUACGCAUCUGAAGGAAGAGGAAACUCUACAGCAGUGGUUCCCAAACUUAUUUGGUCUGCCGCCCUCUUUCCAGAAAAAAUAUGAUGCAGCAAAAGGAGGCGUGGUUUAGAGGAGUGGGCGUGGCUCCUACUCAAGAGGGCGGGGCUGAGCCUCUCCCGUAGUCCAAGAUGCGGGGCUGGGAGGGGGAGGUGGGCGGGACCAGGACUGGGAUGGGCGGAGUUAAAAGCUCUGAGGCAGGGCUGAGCUUCUAUCCCUGUCCUGCGGCACCUGCCAGGACACAGGGGGCGGGGCUAGAGGAGGGGCCGUGUUCUAACAAGCACCUCAGGGGAGGUAUACAGAGGCUCAGCCCUAUCUCACGCUCUCGGGAAGAGGCCCCGCCCCUACCCCUAGCUCCGCCCAUUAGUCCUAAAAGGCCUCUCAGGAGAAAUAUACCGUGUUUCCCCGAAUAUAAGACAGUGUCUUAUAUUAAUUUUUGCUCCCAAAGAUGUGCUAGGUCUUAUUUUGAGGGGAUGUCUUAUUUUUCCAUGAAGAAGAACUCAGAUUUAUUGUUGAACAAAAAAAUGAACAUUUAUUAUAUACUGUACAGUAGUUGUCAUCACAAACCAGCAUAACCAGACAAACUGUGAAUCCUAUCAAGAAUUUCUUGUUAUUACCAAUAUUUCCAUGCACAACACUCUAUGGUAUGCACAUUUACCAAUCCUGCAUGCUCUGGUGUUCUGUUCGUUGGGCAUGCUUUCAAACAAAAACUUUGCUAGGUCUUACUUUCAGGGGAGGCCUUAUAUUUAGCAAUUCAGCAAAACCUCUACUAGGUCUUAUUUUCUGGGGAUGUCUUAUUUUAGGGGAAACAGGGUAGAGGCUCAGCCCUGUCUCAGGAUCUUGGAAGGAGGCCCCACCCCCACCCCUAGCCCCGCCCUUUAGUCCUAAAAGACCUCCCAGGAGAAGUAUAGAAGCUCAGCCCUGUCUCUGGAUCUUGGAAGGAGGCCCCGCCCCCGCCCCAGCCCUGCCCUUUAGUCCUAAAAGCCCUCUCAGGAGAAAUAUAGAGGCUCAGCCCUGUCUCGGGCUCUUGGGAAGAGGCCCCGCCCCCACCCCUAGCCCUACCCUUUGGUCCUAAAAGACCUCUCAGGAGAGGUAUAGAGGCUCAGCCCUGUUUCAGGCUCUUGGAAGGAGGCCCUGUCUCCUUCCCUAGCUCUAGCCCUCUGUGAUUCCAGCCAUAAAAGCCUUUGACAACACAUCGAAUAUCUCUACAGAGAGAAACCUGCCAUUAGAUGUGGGCGAAACGUUAGGAGAGAAUGCUUCUGGAAACAUGGCCAUACGGCCUGGAAAAUUCAUAGCAACCUAGUGAUUCUGGCCAUGAAAGCCUUCAACAACACAUUGAACAUCUCUACGGAAGGAAACCUGCCAUAGAUGUGGGCGAAAUGUCAGGAGAGAAUGUUGCAGAUUGGGGUUGUUGUAUGUUUUCCGGGCUGUAUGGCCAUGUUCUAGAAGUAUUCUCUCCUGACGUUUCACCCACAUCUAUGACAGGCAUCCUCAGAGGUUGUGAGGUAUAUGUAUAUGGGAAGGCUGGCUGGAAUCCUAUGUUGCAGUUAUGAAUGCAUCACAGAGUUAAGCGCCCGUGAGUGUUGUGUAUUCGUAGUCCCUGCGUCAACGGACCUAUGGACCUCACAACCUCUGAGGAUGUCUGCCACAGAUGUGGGCGAAAUGUCAGGAGAGAAUACUUCUCGAACAUGGCCAUAAAGCCCGGAAAACAUACAACAACCCCAAUCUGCAACAUUCUCUCCUGACGUUUCACCCACAUCUGUGGCAGGCAUCCUCAGAAGUUGUGAGGUAUAUGUAUAUGGGAAGGCUGGCUGGAAUCCUAUGUCGCAGUUAUGAAUGCAUCACAGAGUUAAGCGCCCGUGAGUGUUGUGUAUUUGUAGUCCCUGCGUCAACGGACCUACGGACUUCACAACCUCUGAGGAUGCCUGCCAUAGAUGUGGGUGAAAUGUCGAGAUAAUACUUCUGGAACAUGGACAUAUAUUCCUCACAACCUCUGAGGAUGCCUGCCAUAGAUGUGGGUGAAACGUCAGGAGAGAAUACUUCUGGAACAUGGACAUAUAUACCUCACAACCUCUGAGGUUGCCUGCCUUAGAUGUGGGCAAAACGUCAGGAGAGAAUACUUCUGGAACAUGGCCAUACAGCCCGGAAAACAUACAACAACCAUGUGAUCCCGGCCAUGAAAGCCUUCGACAACACAUGUUGCAGAUUGUUCAGUGCAUGUAACCCAGUAACACAACGCACAGUCCAGCCACUUCAAAAAUAUGCAACACAAAUAUGAAUAAUACAAAAAACAGAAAUUUACUCUUUUUUAAGUAUUCAAAGCAGUGACUUCAAAAAACACAAUCAGCAGUAUAGUCACAAUUUCUUUUACACAUAGUCCAUAGAAAUAUAUCCUCCAAUAUUCCUUGGAUGUAGAAAUACUGGCCUGCUGAGAGUCAGGAGCUUUAUGCCGAGCAGCAAAUGUUCAACUUCCAGGAGAAAACACAAAGUAAGACCAACUCAUGGGCCAAACUCUCCCAAGUUACACUCUUCUGAGAGUCGCUGAAACUAAUCAACCCGAAUUACCAGCCUGUGGUUGCAAUUAACCCAAGUGUUUUAAGGUCCCCAGGAUAUGGAAAUAUUGGUAUACAUGCCAUUCAGGUUGCCAAAAAAUUAGAAAAUAUCUUUAUUUUUUUUCUUUAAAAUGCGUAUACACAGGCACACCCCCGUUAGUAGCACCAAUAUUUACAGUAUUUAAGAAAAGUCUGAGGUUUUCUCCUCUCUGGCCUCCCAAACAUACCCGGGGCUUAUGCCGUGAUUUGGGGCAGCGCUUUCUUCAGGAGAGAGGUCACAUAGCUACCCAUUUCUUCAUCCUACACAAGAGAUCAAUAUACAGAUAUAUAUUUAAAGUAUUUGUGGGUUUCUUACUGGUAUUGAAGAGCUCUCCUAUUCCACAACCUUCACAUUAAUAUGCAGCAAGAGAGGAGAAUCCAUUAAAUAACGUCCAAAGUGGUGUAAUAAAUGGUCAGAGUGCGAGACAAGAGUUUGAAUCCACACACAGCCAUAGAAACCCAUUGGAUGACAAGUCACACUAUCUCAGCCUCAGAGGAAGCCAAUACAAACUCCUUGAACACAUCUUGCUAUAAUGAUUCCAAAUUUCCAAAGUCCAAACGUCGCACACUCGACGGUUCCAAUGUGCUUUAAUCAAGAUGCUAAGCAUUUAAAAAUAUUUUCUACUACUGCUGGUAUUAAACUGUUGAUUUUGAAAGUUU